AUGCACGGAAUCUGCUACAAGCCAAGUGCAAGGAUCGACUUUCGUGGCUAUUCGGAUGCAGACUGGGCCGGUGACCUCGCUGAUCGCAAGUCGACGUCUGGUUACGUAUUCAUGCUGUUGGGUGCGCCAUUGAUUUGGGGCAGCAAGAAGCAGCCAAGUGUUUCGUAG
Molecule: messenger RNA, 168 nt
Organism: Peronospora matthiolae
Lineage: Eukaryota; Oomycota; Peronosporomycetes; Peronosporales; Peronosporaceae
Source: the annotation of a GenBank genome assembly